Messenger RNA from Carcharodon carcharias (great white shark), 1879 nucleotides. Its product is annotated as zinc finger protein 239-like. Gene Ontology annotation, molecular function: RNA polymerase II cis-regulatory region sequence-specific DNA binding; DNA-binding transcription activator activity, RNA polymerase II-specific. Gene Ontology annotation, cellular component: nucleus. NCBI's taxonomy places the organism in Eukaryota, Metazoa, Chordata, Chondrichthyes, Lamniformes, Lamnidae. Gene Ontology annotation, biological process: regulation of transcription by RNA polymerase II. The record is from RefSeq and is a predicted model, not a curated record. The coding region runs from base 783 to 1736 and encodes 317 amino acids. The transcript is spliced from 3 exons.
ACGAAGGAAAGCUGCUUGUUUGUCAUGUCCGCAGCCGGUAAGAUAAAGGGCGGAAUUGAGGGAGAGAUGCAGCCGGCGGGUAGACGGGCAGGUUUCGUAAACACCUUGAGACGUUCUGAAGCAGAAUAACAAGCUACCUGUUCCUCGCUGGUAUCUGUGGGCGGCAGUUACCCCGAUCCGCGUUCCUCGGUGAGAGGCCCGGAUUAACGGCCGCCAUCUUGUGCAGCAGGGCGCAUGCGCGGACAUCCCUGUCCCUGUCAGCAGGAAGAGAGAAUAUUGUGAAAUUCUAUCCUGGACUGAUAGGGAUGGAUUUUGGAAACUAUCUUUACAGUGGGUUAGAAGGGGAGGAUUUGCACACAGCAAACUCAAAUCAAGAGAAAUGUUUGUCCCUUCUCAGUUUCCAUCCUGGAUUUAUAGUGAUGGUUAUUGUAAAUUUACAGGACACUGGCAAUGGAGGAUUGACAGACUCAAUCCAAACAUCUGACAGAGUCAUUCUAUUCAUCAGAGCCUGAAUAUCACCAACGUUUGAAUGUAGAAGUGAAACAGCUUGUCUGUAGGCAAAGAUUUCAGAGACUCUUUUCCGUGUCCCAGCUCCUGUAAAUACUGACGGGAAAGGGACCGGAAUCUCCGGAGGCUCCACACCGCUGGCUGCUUGUGAGGAAGUGAACUCCAAUCAGAUUAAUGUGCUUCUGCUGGGAUUAGAAGGGGAGGAUUUGCAGUCAGGAAGCAGAAACAAAACAUCACCCAAUUUAUCGUAACCUGAAUAUCAUUUGAUUUUGAACAUGGAAAGAGAAACCACCAUUCACAUCGCAGAGAAACCGUACACGUGCUCUGUGUGUGGACGAAGCUUCAACCAAUCAUCUGGCCUGUCAAGACACAAACACAGCCACACCAGGGAAAAACCGUGGAAAUGUGGGGACUGUGGGAAGGGAUUCAGAUUCCCGUCUGAGUUGGAAAUACAUCGGCGCAGUCACACAGGGGAGAGGCCAUUCACCUGCUCCACGUGUGGGAAGGGAUUUACUCUUUCAUCCAACCUGCUGAGCCACCAGCGAGUUCACAGUGAAGCGAGACCUUUUAAAUGUCCAGACUGUGGGAAAUGCUUUAAAAGUUCCUGGGAGCUGAUGUACCAUCAGUGUGUUCACACUGACAAGAGACCAUUUAAAUGCUCUCACUGUGGGACUGGGUUUAGGCGAUCAUCUCAACUCAUUGUACACCAGCGAAUUCACACUGGGGAGAGGCCAUUCACCUGCUCCACUUGUGGGAAGGGAUUCACUCAUUCACCCCACCUGCUGAGACAUCAGCGAGUUCACACGGGGGAGAGACCAUUCACCUGCUCCACUUGUGGGAAGGGAUUCACUCGGUCAUCCCACCUGCUGACACACCAGCGAGUUCACACUGGGGAGAGGCCAUUUAGCUGCCCCCAGUGUCGGAAGGGAUUCACUCAGUUAUCUAGCCUGCUGAGACACCAGCAAAUUCACACUGGGAAGAGGCCGUUUUCCUGCCCUCAGUGUGGGAAGAGAUUCACUACCUCAUCUAACCUGCUGACACACCAGCGAGUUCACACUGGGGAGAGACCAUUCACUUGCCCUCAGUGUGGGAAGAGAUUCACUACCUCAUCCAACCUGCUGACACACCAGCGAGUUCACACUGGGGAGAGACCAUUCACCUGCGCCCAGUGUGGUAAGAGAUUCACUCAUUCACCCCACCUGCUGAGACACCAGCAAAUUCACAAGUAACGACAGUGACGGGAUUUUGCUGUUCAUCACAUCUAGGACUGAAUCAUGUUUAGUGGGGCCUGUUUCUGCUGAUGUUAAUAAACUACAGCCCACUUACAGGGUCUAAUCUGGCGAAAAGUCAAAUAAAUUAGUUUUGUGUUAAA